Messenger RNA from Priapulus caudatus, 1921 nucleotides. Its product is annotated as forkhead box protein Q1-like. The transcript is spliced from 2 exons. Gene Ontology annotation, biological process: regulation of DNA-templated transcription. The record is from RefSeq and is a predicted model, not a curated record. Gene Ontology annotation, molecular function: DNA-binding transcription factor activity; sequence-specific DNA binding. NCBI's taxonomy places the organism in Eukaryota, Metazoa, Priapulida, Priapulimorpha, Priapulimorphida, Priapulidae. Bases 125 to 1210 code for a protein of 361 amino acids.
CGCAGGCGCACCUAGCAGUCCUGCGUACGCGCACGCAAGCGUGCACGCACACGCAGACGUGCACGCACACGCGACCGUGUUGCGUCACGUGGACCUGCGCGCGUACGACUGCACGCAAUCCAACAUGGCCGCCACCAACAAGGUCACCGAGGUAAAAAAAUCAAGGUCAGAUGACGGAGAACCGCCUACCGGCGACAGCGGGAAGUCGCACCGGAAGAGAUUCAACUACAGGAGGCAUCCCAAGCCGCCGUUCUCCUACCUCGGGCUGAUGGUGACGGCGAUCCAGAGCUCUCCAUCGGGAAAAUUAACCCUUUCCGGUAUACAUCGCGCCCUGGAGAACAUGUUUCCGUUUUUCAAGUGCGAGUAUUCUGGAUGGAAAGAUUCCGUUCGGCACAACCUGUCGCUCAACAAAUGCUUCGUUAAGGUUCUGAAAGACGAGAGCAGACCAAACGGAAAGGGCAACCACUGGACUGUAAACAUAAAUAAUGUCCCUCUAGACGCCUUCAAGCGACAGGACACCAAGGAAUCCCGCGAGGCACACUACGAACACGACCUCUUCCAGGAACUCGGCAAAAGGAAGCUUUCCUCUCCUUCGCCUCCUCCUCAUGAAGAAGAGGAGGAGGAGGAAGAGGGAGAGACGACCAGGACUGGGAAGUCCCCCGACCUCAGCAACCUCCUCCCCCGGGAACGCGUCCCUGUCAGUCAGCUUCCUUUCUCCAUCGACACGCUGCUGCGGAGAGAGGAGACGCCGCGUAAGAGGCUGCGGGUCGCCAUGACGACGAGAGAUGCGGGCGGCGUUGCUAUGGCGACGAGAGAUGCGGGCAUUACAAUGGCAAUGAGGAGUGCGCAUGUCGCCAUGGCAACAACAGAUGUGGGCGUUACCAUGGCAAUGAGAGGUAUGAAUGUCGGCAUGGAAACGAACGAUGCGGGCGUUUCUAUGACCGCGAGGGAUGCGAGCAUUGCCAUGGCAACGAGAGAUGCGGGGCACUCGCCGCACCAUGCCUACGAGAGGCAGUGGCAGGUUCUCUACGAAGCAAUGCGUCUGCGGUACGACCUCGGAACGACCUUGCCGGAUCCGCGGGCCUUCGUUCCCAAUUCCGGAUUCGAUACUCUCUUCCAUCCGUCGGCGGCGUUGGCCCAGUACGGUUUCGCGGCGUACGGGCAAGCGGCCGUCUGGUACGGCAACUACGACUACCGGUUACAUCCGUAACGCGGCGCGAGAUGUCGCCACGUGUACAUACAAACGUAUACGUUUAAACAUACGCGUUAGUUUUAACAUGUUAUUUAAUUUAUCCGUGACGGCUCUAAAUUUAAUUCGGAGAAUUUAUUGAGUAAUUAAUUUGUGAUUGCUAUGUGUACUUCGAUAGAAGUAUAUCCAUUUAUAGUCUCAACCCCUUCUCUCAUUCUCUCCCCCCUUCUCUCUCUCUCUCCCUCGCGUGGUGCUCUCUUCCUCCCUCGCCCUCUUGCGUGCGCGCUCUUCCCUCCCCUCUAUCUAUCUCUCUCUCUCUCCCGAUAAAUGUUGUGUCAAUGUCGGAUCACUGUAAAAUGUUACUGCUGUUAGUUAUAAUAAUAUUUACAGUGUUAAACGUUAAGUUGACCAAUAAGUGGUUUUUCACGGUCAGUGAGACAAUCAUAAAUAAUAAAUUCAAUUGAAAUAAAACCAUAUAGAUGUACAAAGGAAAUAAAAGCUUCCUUGCAACGAGAUAAAUCGAGAGAACAUGUAUUUUCGAAUGGCCGUGUUAGUUUUAAACAGCAGCCAAAAGGAUUUUCUCAUGAUGUAAAUAUAUGUUAUCGUGUUUUUCCAGAAUAUUUGUGACUAUUGCAUAAUAAAGAACUCUUGAACUAUGAAUGUGUAAAGAACAUAUCUAUACCGUUAUAAUGAAUAUAUAACAAUAAAUAUUGCACUAGAUUCGUGAAGGAA